Messenger RNA from Elaeis guineensis (African oil palm), 3067 nucleotides. Its product is annotated as probable glucan 1,3-alpha-glucosidase. Lineage: Eukaryota; Viridiplantae; Streptophyta; Magnoliopsida; Arecales; Arecaceae. The record is from RefSeq and is a predicted model, not a curated record. Gene Ontology annotation, biological process: N-glycan processing; carbohydrate metabolic process. Gene Ontology annotation, molecular function: alpha-glucosidase activity; carbohydrate binding.
AAAACCCACAUAUCCAUCUUCCACUAACCCAGCCACUUCCGCCACCGCGACCAUCGCCAUGCCUUCGCCAGCCGAUCGAUCUCCGCCGAUCCUCCUACGCGUCGCCGUCCUCUUCCUCCUCCUCUCUACCGCCUCCGCCUGGAAGAAGGACGAGUUCCGGAACUGCGACCAGAGCCCCUUCUGCAAGCGCGCCCGCGGCCGCAAGCCUCACUCCAUCCCCUCCCUGUCCGCCGCCGACGUCUCCCUCUCCGACGGAGCCGUGUCUGCUCGCCUCCUCCCCUCCCAACCCCUCCGUCAGAACACCGCCGGAGAUGACCCCGAGGCCGACCGCGACCCCUCCCGCAUCCUCCUCCUUCGCCUCUCCGUCUACCAGGGCGGCGUCCUCCGCCUCCAGAUCGACGAGGACCCCUCUGCCCCCCGCCGCCGAUUCCAGGUCCCGGACGUGCUGCUCCCCGACCUCGACGAUCACCGCCUCUGGCUCCCCCGCCUCUCCUCUCCCGCCGCAGGGUCCUCCUCCUCCUUCUACCUCGCCGACGGAUUCGAGGCCGUCCUCAUCCACGACCCUUUCGAGAUCCAGGUCCGCCGGAAGGGCUCGGCCGAGCCGGUCCUCUCCCUUAACUCCCUUGGCCUCUUCGACUUCGAGCAGCUGAUGGUCAAGAAGAACGAUGGCGAGGACUGGGAGGAGCGGUUCCGGGGCCACACCGACACCCGGCCCCAUGGACCCCAGUCCAUCAGCUUCGACGUCUCCUUCCAUGGCGCUGACUUUGUCUACGGCAUCCCCGAGCACGCCUCGUCGUCGCUCGCUCUCCGCCCCACCAGCGGCCCUGACGUCGAGCACUCCGAGCCUUAUCGUCUCUUCAAUCUUGAUGUCUUCGAGUACCUCGCCGAUUCCCCCUUUGGGCUCUAUGGCUCCAUCCCAUUCAUGCUCUCCCACGGCGCCCGAUCCUCCUCCGGCUUUUUCUGGCUCAAUGCCGCCGAGAUGCAAAUCGACGUCCUUGCUCCCGGUUGGGACGACUCGGCCUCGCCGGCAAAGGGGAGGAUCGACACUUUGUGGAUGAGCGAGGCAGGGGUCGUGGAUGCCUUCUUCUUUGUCGGGCCCGAUCCUAAGGACGUUCUGCGGCAGUACAUCGGCAUCACCGGGACCCCUGCGAUGCCGCAGGAGUUCGCUGUGGCUUACCAUCAGUGUCGGUGGAACUACCGAGACGAGGAGGAUGUCGCGGCCGUGGAUGCUGCGUUCGAUGAGCAUGAUAUACCAUAUGAUGUGCUGUGGCUUGACAUCGAGCACACUGAUGGGAAGCGGUACUUCACAUGGGAUCGGGUGCUGUUCCCCAACCCCAAGGAGAUGCAGGGGAAGCUGGCAGCGAAGGGGAGGCACAUGGUGACAAUUGUCGACCCUCACAUCAAGCGGGAUGAUUCCUUCUACAUAUACAAGGAGGCGAGCGAGAAGGGUUAUUAUGUGAAGGAUGCCAUGGGGAAGGAUUUUGAUGGCUGGUGCUGGCCGGGUUCCUCAUCGUAUCCGGAUGUUUUGAAUCCAGAAAUACGGGAAUGGUGGGCUGAGAAGUUCUCCUUCCAGAGUUAUGUGGGUUCAACUCCCUCGUUGUACAUAUGGAAUGACAUGAACGAGCCUUCAGUCUUCAAUGGUCCUGAGAUUACCAUGCCCAGGGAUGCAAUACAUUAUGGAGAUGUAGAGCACAGGGAGGUACAUAAUGCCUAUGGAUACUACUUCCACAUGGCUACAUCAAAUGGACUUCUAAAGCGUGGUAAUGGAAUGGAUAGGCCAUUUGUCUUGUCAAGGGCUUUCUUUGCUGGAAGUCAACGGUAUGGUACAGUCUGGACUGGAGAUAACUCUGCAAAUUGGGACCAACUCAGAGCUUCAGUUCCAAUGAUUUUAACACUUGGUCUUACUGGCUUGUCAUUCUCUGGUGCGGAUGUUGGUGGAUUCUUUGGCAACCCAGAACCUGAACUGUUAGUGCGUUGGUACCAAUUAGGUGCUUACUAUCCUUUCUUUAGAGCUCAUGCCCAUCAAGACACUAAGAGACGGGAACCUUGGUUAUUUGGAGAGCACAACACUGCCUUGAUAAGAGAGGCAGUACAUGUUCGAUAUUCGUUGUUACCAUAUUAUUAUACACUAUUCAGAGAGGCUAGUGUAAGUGGCAUUCCUGUUAUGCGCCCUCUAUGGCUAGAAUUCCCUGCUGAUAAAGAAACAUAUAAUACUGGUGAGGCUUUCAUGGUUGGGCCAAGUUUGUUGGUCCAAGGGAUUUAUGAAAAGAGGCAAAAAUCUGUGUCAGUUUAUCUUCCCAUGGGGCAGUCAUGGUAUAACAUGAGAAAUGGAGCUGCAUAUACUGGUGGCAUAUCUCACAAAUUGGAAGUUUCAGAAGACAGCAUACCCAGUUUCCAGAAGGCAGGAACUAUAGUACCCAGAAAGGACAGAUUUAGGCGUAGUUCUACUCAAAUGGUGAAUGAUCCUUACACUCUGGUGAUAGCUCUGAAUGGUUCACUUGCUGCUGAAGGAGAGCUUUAUGUUGAUGAUGGCAAAAGCUAUGACUUUGAGCAAGGGGCGUACAUCCAUCGCCGUUUUAUCUUUGCUGAUUGCAAGCUAACAUCAAUAGAUGUCCGGCCUGCCAAAAUUGGUGGGAAAUUCUCUUCAGACUGUGUUAUAGAGAGGAUUAUUUUGUUAGGAUUACCAUCUGGGGCAAAGAAAGCUGUGAUUGAACCUGGAAACCGGGAGGCUGAUGUUGAACUUGGUCCGCUCACCCUGCGAGGAGGGUCAAGCCUGGUUGCAGUUACAGUCCGGAAGCCCAAUGUCCGCAUUGCAGAUGACUGGACUCUGAGGAUACUAUAACAAUGUACUCCAAUUUUGCUGGAUAAGGGGUACCCCAUGUUUGUUUUAGAUCAUUUUCAAGAACAAUGUUGAUCAUUACUCCACAUGUAUCUGUUAUGAUCUACCGAACCUUUCCAAUGUAAUGUGUAAUGUAUGUGUAAUGCAUGUGUAUAGAAUUUUGUUCAUGUUCCAAUCACUGUGAUUGAUUGCGGGUGGUUAAUUAUGAUCAGCUUCUAUUCUUUUCAA